Molecule: messenger RNA, 761 nt
Organism: Dermacentor silvarum
Lineage: Eukaryota; Metazoa; Arthropoda; Arachnida; Ixodida; Ixodidae
Product: diamine acetyltransferase 1-like
Exons: 3
Coding region: 12-641 (209 amino acids)
Molecular function (GO): N-acetyltransferase activity
Source: RefSeq, a predicted model, not a curated record
CAGGCGGUGGCAUGGAAGGUGGCGGCGGCAGCUCCGGGGGCGGCGGCGGUGCCGGCGGUGCCGCCAAGGCGCCAGCCGAGGGCCCCAGCACCUACCGCGAGGAGUCGGCCGUGCGCCGGGCCGAGCCCCGCGACUGCCCCACCAUAAUGCGCUUCGUGCACGCCCUGGCGCACUUCCACAACACGCCCGACGCCGUGCACAUCAACCUGCAGCAGCUCGAGCACGCCAUGUUCAAGAGUCACCCUCGCGAGCUGUGGGCCUUCCUCGCCACCAUCCGGCGUCAGGACACCGGCAAGGCGAUGGUCGAGGCUGAAGAGGCACCCGCCGGCAUGAUCACCUUCCACUACCGCUACUCGGCGGCACUGGGCGGCCGUAUCCUCUACAUCGAGGACCUGUUCGUCUCGGAGGAGUGUCGCGGACGCGGACUGGGCGUCGCCCUGCUGCGCGCCGCCUGCGAGCAGGCACUGCGAGACACGUGCCGCGUCGUCCAGUACAAGGUGCACAAGGACAACAAGGGAGCUCAGAAACUCUACUUGAAGAAUGGCGCAGUGGAUAAGAGCGAGGCGGGGGAGGUGCGCCUCUUCUUCUUCGACCGGGACAGCCGCUUCCCGCCUCUCGAGGAGAAGGAGAAAGCCCGCUAAAGGUCCUGACCCGUCUUCUGCAGCCGGGAACAUUGCUUACCUCGCGCUGUUCGAACCUACGGGUUCAUAUGCAUGCAACCGAUCGGAGCCGGUGGAAUGCGAAAUUAAAACGAAGCUUAA